UAUCCACAUCAUAAUCUCAUCUCCUCUCUCUCCACUCCUAGAAAUUUCCACGCUCUUAUUUUCCCGGAAAAUGAAAUUUUCUCGUUAGAUUUUCCUUUUCCCCAAUUCACAGUUCCGUGGGACGAAAAAAAAUAAAAUAUCCAAAACAUUUUCCAUGGCUCUUCUAAUCCACUCCCUGGAAAUGUCCGUUGCCCCCCAAAUUUCUCAAAACCCUAACCCUAAGCUGAGCAAACUCCACAGCUUCAAACCCUACCCCAAGGGCAAAGCGAUUGGGUCAACGCGCGGUGUGAGAAUUUCCUGCAAGGUGAAAGAUUGUGUGGUUUUGGAUGAGAACGUGAAUUCGUACGGUCAAUUUUCGGUUCCGGUGAAGCAAGGGUCGAAGCAGAGCAAAGAGGAGGAGGAAGAGAAGCAGAAUUACUAUGUGAAUGUGGGAUAUGCUAUCCGAACUCUGAGGGAGGAAUUCCCUGAUCUUUUCUACAAGGAACUUAGCUUUGACAUCUACAGGGAUGAUAUUGUGUUCAAGGAUCCUAUGAACACAUUCAUUGGUAUUGAGAAUUACAAAUCUAUCUUCUGGGCACUACGAUUUCAUGGCAUGAUGUUUUUCAAAGCUCUGUGGGUGGAAAUAAGUAGUGUAUGGCAGCCUGUUGAGAAUGUCAUUAUGGUUCGCUGGACUGUUCACGGGAUCCCACGAGUUCUAUGGGAAAGUCGUGGUAGGUUUGAUGGAACCUCUGAGUAUAAACUUGACAAGCAAGGCAAGAUUUUUGAGCACCGGGUUGACAACAUUGCUAUGAAUUCACCUCCUCGGUUCAAAGUGUUGGGUGUGGAAGAAUUAAUUCGAUCUAUUGGCUGCCCCUCAAUUGCAAGACCAACCUAUUUUGAAAUUUCUUCACCUCCCAAGAGAACGUAGUGUUGUUCAGGUUCUUCAAAAAAGUUUUGGUGUAAAUUGUGGUAAGCAAAACAUGAAGCUAGAUAUAUUUAUCUUGAUUAUCACAUAAAGCUGUGAGAAAAUGGUCUUUUGCCAUAGACUUGGCUAUAUGGUUCUAUUGGCACCAGUUAUAGGGUCAGUGUUGGCUAUUGUGACUAGUUGAGUUUUAGCCUUGUAUAUAAUGCAAUUGCUACUUAUGGCUUACGUCUUACUUCAUCUAUAGAUUCAUAUAAGGAACUUGUGUACUGGUGCCCUAUUCAUAUGCAUUUUAAUCCAUGUUUCUCACAUCUCUCCCUAUUUGACAUUCAACUAAACAUCAGAAGUUAGAUUUGA
Glycine soja is the source of this 1258-nucleotide messenger RNA. RefSeq lists its product as uncharacterized. Bases 155 to 907 code for a protein of 250 amino acids. The record is from RefSeq and is a predicted model, not a curated record. The transcript is spliced from 2 exons. Lineage: Eukaryota; Viridiplantae; Streptophyta; Magnoliopsida; Fabales; Fabaceae.